Molecule: messenger RNA, 1578 nt
Organism: Notothenia coriiceps (black rockcod)
Lineage: Eukaryota; Metazoa; Chordata; Actinopteri; Perciformes; Nototheniidae
Gene: cyp21a2
Product: cytochrome P450, family 21, subfamily A, polypeptide 2
Exons: 12
Coding region: 1-1578 (525 amino acids)
Biological process (GO): hormone biosynthetic process; progesterone metabolic process
Molecular function (GO): iron ion binding; steroid 17-alpha-monooxygenase activity; heme binding
Source: RefSeq, a predicted model, not a curated record
AUGGCAAUGGAAAAAUCAGUGAUCACUGUGGGAGCUGUGAUCCUAGUUUUUCUGCUGUUGAUGAUACUGAUUACUUGUAAGAGAGACACAUCUUUAAAGGAAAACCACAAGGGAAGUAAGUUAACAGUUAAAGAUGGACUGCUGCAGAAUCUCCAUCAGUUGCUCCCCCUCUCCUCGUCUCCUUCCCUCCCAGGUCCUCCCAGCUUCUUCCUGAUAGGCAAUAUGAUGGAGCUGACACAUGAUCAUCUGCCAAUUCACCUGACCAAUCUGGCACAGCGGUAUGGAAACAUCUACCGCCUGAAAUGUGGAAACACAACCAUGGUGGUACUAAACAGUAGUGAAGUCAUAAGAGAAGCACUGGUGAAAAAAUGGUCAGACUUUGCAGGGAGACCAGUUUCAUACACAGGUGAUAUUGUGUCUGGGGGAGGGCAUACCAUCUCUCUGGGGGACUAUAAUGAGGAGUGGAGGGCACACCGUCGCCUCGUCCACAGUGCUUUGCAGCGUUGCUGCCAGAAAUCGUUGCAUAGUGUGAUCGAAAGACAAGCGCUGCAUCUGAGAAAGGUGUUGAUGGACUAUCAAGGCAGCGCUGUAGAUCUCUCAGAGGAUUUCACAGUGGCAGCCAGCAAUGUCAUCACCACUUUGGCUUUUGGAAAAGAAUAUAAUAAGACUUCUUCGGAGCUGCAGCAGCUGCACAGCUGUCUGAAUGAGAUUGUUGCCCUGUGGGGCUCCUCCUGGAUUUCUGCUCUGGACUCCUUUCCACUGCUCAGAAAAUUGCCCAAUCCUGUAUUUUCCCGUCUUCUGAGAGAGGUGGCCAAGAGAGAUGAAAUUAUAAAGGAACAUCUCAACAAUUACAAGUCACAAGACAAAAGACAUCAGGAUGCCAUCACAGGAUCACUCCUACAGGGCCUUGAAAAACAGCACAACACAGAACAUGGAGUGCGCCUGACAGAUAUUCAUGUUCACAUGGCCACUGUGGACCUUCUCAUCGGGGGAACAGAGACCACUGCAGCAUGGCUCAACUGGACUGUGGCCUUCCUGUUGCACAGGCCAGAGGUGCAGACCAAAGUGUAUGAGGAGAUGUGCACAGUACUAGAGGGACGAUACCCCAAGUACAGUGACAGACACAGACUUCCUGUCCUGAGCGCUCUCAUCAACGAGGUGCUCAGACUGAGGCCAGUCGCCCCGCUGGCUGUGCCACACAGAGCCAUCAGAGACAGCAGUAUUGCAGGUUACUUCAUCCCGAAGAACACAGUCAUCAUUCCUAAUCUUUUUGGAGCUCACCAUGAUCCUGCAGUUUGGUCUGACCCAUACAGCUUCAAACCAGAGCGAUUUCUGGCGGGAGGAGGAGGCUCCACCCGUGCCCUGAUUCCUUUCGGAGGGGGGGCUCGGCUCUGCCUGGGGGAGUCCGUGGCCAAAAUGGAGCUCUUUCUGUUCACUGCCUACUUGCUGAGAGAUUUCCAUUUCAUCCCUCCUGAGAAUAAAGCCUCUCUGCCCGACCUGAGAGGGGUUGCCAGUGUUGUCCUCAAGGUCAAACCCUACACAGUUGUAGCAUGUCGGAGGCCUGAGACUAAUCCCUGA